Molecule: messenger RNA, 270 nt
Organism: Lathyrus sativus (Indian pea)
Lineage: Eukaryota; Viridiplantae; Streptophyta; Magnoliopsida; Fabales; Fabaceae
Source: the annotation of a GenBank genome assembly
AUGUUUAGAAGCAAAUGGGGUAAUGAGAAGUACACAUGCAAGAAGACGUUAGGGUGCAGGCGGAUGAAGUUGCAGAUGGUUCUCCCCCUCCCCUUUUUGCCAACAUAUGUCGUCGUGACUUCGUUUGAGGCAGUACCGUGUUCUGUCACUAUUGAAUUGUACCAUCGCGUAAGAUUUUGGUAUUCCUUUGAUUUCCCCAAGCCUCUUUGUCUCUUUCUAGUCCCUGCAAGACAAACUCGGGUAGCUAUAUCUGCUACUAGUAAUGAAUAG